AUGAGCGAGCAGAAGUUUGAACAGCUGCCAAAUUCCGUUCACAACGACGUUCUUUACGAGUCGAAGCCACCAAUGACCGCCAACGAAUUUGGCCAAAUGCUUGAUGGUCUGAUUCGUGACUUGGUCGAUUUCUGUCUCGACGUGGAGAUGUUGGUUGUGGAGCCUAGUGGCGCCUUGUCGGAUCUAAAUGGCAUGGUUUCUGCAAGAUUCAGACUGAGCCAUGAAACCCCAAGCGAAAAGUCGGCAGAAGGCCGUGUGGUCUUCUACGAGCACGUAUUUUUCUACUUCAAGGACGGCAAGAUCGCCCAGAUAUGGCCACUGAUUGCAUGGCCGGGAAAAUGA
Cladophialophora yegresii CBS 114405 is the source of this 342-nucleotide messenger RNA. RefSeq lists its product as uncharacterized. The coding region runs from base 1 to 342 and encodes 113 amino acids. NCBI's taxonomy places the organism in Eukaryota, Fungi, Ascomycota, Eurotiomycetes, Chaetothyriales, Herpotrichiellaceae. The record is from RefSeq and is a predicted model, not a curated record. The transcript has a single exon.